UUCCAUGUCUGCCUUCCACGGCAUUCCCGUCAACUCUACAAAGAAUCUAUGGAAUAUGCGCCGCACAAACUCGAGCCGACGUUUCCGGUUCUGGGACUCACAAUCCUAUACCAAAGUUCACCCGAGUAAGCAAAUUUCUCGCGGUGGCCGGUCGUCGUCAAGGUUCUCCGCAGACAGCAGCAAGAUGCUCUUCGCUACUCUCACUCUCCUUGUGGCCGCUCUGGCUCCCUCAGUCGCCGGUCAGGCACCGAAGGGCGCCAAGAUCUCCGCCAAAGAUCACCACGAUUACGGCGACCAGAAGGACGGCUGGCACUGGUGGGACAAAGAGCACUUCUGGAAGCCAGUGGUUUGCUCGACCACCGCCGAUUGCAAGAAACAGGCCCUGAAGGGCCAGAACCAGUACAAGAAUUGUCCAUUCCCUGCGACCAAGGACAAGAACUACUUCGACUUCGAUGUUGAUCUUCAAUAUGGUGGCACCGCCUGUUUGCCCGUGCCCAAGCAGAAGCAGAAGGAGUGCUACUGUGGCGCCGGCUUGAGCGGCGAUCCCGCCAAGCUCAAGCAGUGGGUUAACGCUUACUUCGCGGCCGACGGACUCAAGAACGUCUCGGUCAACAAGUGCUGUAUCUUCGGCAAGCCGGAGGACAAGAACUUCGCGUGGAAUUGCACGUUGCAAUGCGGCAAGGGCAACAAGAAAUGCAUCCAGGAGGUCGGCGCCGAUUCUUGCAAGAAGGGAGACAAGAAAUGCAUCCAGAAGGUCGGCUCCGCGCCGUUCGCGUUCAUUCCGAUUAACCAAGCGCCUGCGUGCCCGAAAUGA
Zymoseptoria tritici IPO323 is the source of this 814-nucleotide messenger RNA. RefSeq lists its product as uncharacterized. The transcript is spliced from 6 exons. The coding region runs from base 5 to 814 and encodes 269 amino acids. The record is from RefSeq and is a predicted model, not a curated record. NCBI's taxonomy places the organism in Eukaryota, Fungi, Ascomycota, Dothideomycetes, Mycosphaerellales, Mycosphaerellaceae.